GCAUUUUUAAAGUGUAAAACUAAUAAAUAAAACAAAUGACUCUGCUGUACUUACAUUUACAAAUGUUAUGUUAUCAAGAGCCAUUGUUUGUGUUAUGUAUUUAUUAAAUGAUGUAACAAGCAAAACGUGUCUCUUAAAGGAUGAGAUCUGAUUUUAUUCUAAUAAAUGAUCAAAUACUUGCUAAGAGAAAGAAUUAUAUUUAGUUUAACAUCUCCAGUAGAUAGCAGUAGAGUCACACUGUGAAGACAUCUGAAGGAUGCUUUGAAGGCAGCUCUGUUUCGUGCCCUUCAUUUGGCAACUUUUAAAGGAUGAACGAGCUGUGGGAGCAUCAGACCCUGAAUUGGGAUCCGUCCAUGGCUCCUUCUUCACAGCCUUGGCUAUCCCAAGAUUCAAUACGCGCCUGUGACAUCCGGGUAUUUUGAUAUAAACAUUCAGAACUGUAUUUGAAUACAAUUUUUGCGAAUUUAAAAAGUUUAUUGGCUGUUGAAAAUGAUGAGAUUUGUUAACAGCAGGAUGAAUGAAUGAAGUGUUGAGCGUCUUCUCUCUCCAGUACAGCAGGAGGCGCUGCAGCUCUUUAGUACACAAAUAAACUCACUAAAGAAAGAAAGCGCGUGUGAUUUGUUUGUGUAUCCUCGUUGUUUUUCUCUCUAGAGUGUUUUAUUGAGAGUAAACAGAGUCUUGUCUUUGUGUAUUUUAGUGUUGAUGAUGAGAUGGAUGUGAUGUGCUGUAAAUCAGUAGGAACUGAUCUGUCUAUGCUGGAUAUUGAUGAUUUUAUCACAGAAAUCUCUCAGCUGAAGAAAGAGGUGGCGUUACUGGAGAUAAAGCUGAGGUUAAGAGGAGAUGAAGGACUGAAUAGAGAGGAUGGGGUUUGUUGUGAAUCUUCAGAGUAUGUGACUGUUUGGAGCUCCAGUGAAUGUCUGGAUUCAGUGUGGAUGAGCAGAGAUCAGAGCCGCACACCACAGUCACUGCUGGAUAAACUCUCUGAAGAGACAUCCAGACACACACAGAACUCAGAUCUCAGUCUGUCUUUACUCUCUUAUACUGAGUCAAAGCUCACAGACACUCAGGACACUACAGUGUGUGACAGUAAACAGAGCUUACAGGAGGAUCAAACCUCCACAGAGUCUCUGGAUUCUGUCUGUAACGCUGGAGAACAGCAGCAGAUCCUGCAGACCAAACUCAAGAUGUCUUCAGUUAAACCGAUGGACAGUGGGAACCUGAUGAUGAAGAUGAGAAGAGAAACUACAGCAGAUGAAGAUCACACUGAGGAAGAUGAUGACAAUCAUGAUGAUUUUAUUCCUUCAGAUAAGAUCAGUGAUUCGUGUUUGGAUGGAGAAAUGACGUCUUUAUCAUCAAAAGAGCGACAGAUGGCACAAACUCUUUCCUGCAUCACCGAUGGAGAGACAUUGAGCUCACAGAGACAUUUAGAUAGAAAUGCAGAACAAAAACUCUUGACCUCCACCAGAUCUGAGAUCAGCUUCACUACCUUACAAAAAUAUAAACGUCAUCAUUCAAAAGUGCACAGAGAGAAGAAGAAGCAGUUUCACUGUCAGUGUGGGAAGGAUUUCUACUUAUAUCAGCUAAAAGUUCACAUGAGGACACACAGUGGUGAAAAGUCUUUCUACUGCACUGAAUGUGGCAAAUAUUUCAGCACCAAAAAAACUCUUGAUAUUCAUGAGAGAAUUCACACUGGAGAAAAACCUUACGUCUGCUCUCAAUGUGGAAAGAGCUUCUCUGAUUCAAGUAGUUUUAGAGUUCAUCAGAGAGUUCAUACAGGAGAGAAACCAUACGAGUGUCCUCACUGUGAAAAGAGAUUCAGACAAAACUAUCAUCUGAAGUCACAUAUGCUUAUACACACCAAUGAAAGACCGUAUCAGUGCAGUCAAUGUGACAAAACCUUUAAGGAUUCACGUUCACUAAAAAAACAUCAGAAUAUUCACUCUGAGGAGAAACGCUAUCAGUGUUCACACUGUGAUAAAGGUUUCAGUCUGAAAUCUAAUCUGAUUAUCCAUGAGAGAAUUCACACUGGAGAAAAACCUUACAUCUGCUCUCAAUGUGGAAAGAGCUUCUCUGAUUCAAGUACUUUUAAAGUUCAUCAGAGAGUUCAUACAGGAGAGAAACCAUACGAGUGUCCUCACUGUGAGAAGAGAUUUAGCCAAAAACCUCAUUUACAGACACAUAUGCGUAUACACACCAAUGAGAGAUCGUAUCAGUGCAGUCAAAGUGGAAAAAACCUUUAGGGAUUCAGGUUCAUUAAAAUCACACCAGAAUAUUCACUCUGAGGAGAAACGCUAUCAGUGUUCACACUGUGAUAAAGGUUUCGGUCAGAAAUCGAAUCUUAUUAUCCAUGAGAGAGUUCACACUGGAGAAAAACCUUACGUCUGCUCUCAAUGUGAAAAGAGCUUCUCUCAUCCAAGUAAUUUUAAAGGUCAUCAGAAAAUUCACACUGGAGAGAAACCUCAAUCACUGUACUGUUUGUGGGAAGAGUUUCAGCAAAAAAUGUAAUCUAAAGAAACAUGUGCGUAUACACACCAAUGAGACCAUAUCAGGUUUUAGUGAGACACCAUAGAACUCAUACAGGUGAAAAACCGUUACAAAUGUUCUCAGUGUGAGAAGCUGUUUACUAAGCCAGAUUCCUUAAAAGCCCAUUUGAGAGUUCAUACGUGAGAGAAACCUUACGGGCCCAUCAUACAUCCAGCUCAAUGUGCGACACAACUGUCUUUCGCUAGUUUCAACCUGGCGAAAUUAUCAUUUUCACGUUUAGCUAGCACCAAGUUGUUUAAAUAGCAAAUGCAUCUGUGCCCAAUUUUGCACCCAUGAGCGUUCAGGCGCAUUCUUGGUGCGUUGCUAUUUUGAGGCAACUAAAAUAGACUCUGCCAUUGACCAACUAAAACCUGGUUUAAAGUCAAUGACGCAAUAUUGUUUUUGUUAUUUAAUGAGCGUGUUAGUAAUACGGGACGACAGUGCGCGUUUGCUUAUCACACACAUGGAUGCGCAGCAGAACACAACCCUUUUAUAAUAUGAAAAAUUUAAGAAUUAAAAUGUAAAAGAUUAUUAUUGAGUCCCUUGGACUUAAAUGAGGACCGAUUAUGAAACGUUAGAAGAUGUAAAGAUCUGCUUCACCUGUAGCUUGGUAAGAAAAUGUUUUGCUUUAAAUAAAUGCUUCUGUUUUUAAAUGUUUUUUAAAUGCUACCUCACGAAUUUUUACCUGUGGAUAUGGUGAGAUGAGAAACAUUUUUAAUGCUUUAAAAAAAACAUGGCGCUGUCUGAGUGCUGAAACGGCUCUCUGCACGUUUGUAAAUUCUUUAUCUUCUGUUUGUUACAAAUAAAGUAUUUUUAAAGUACAAACCUUUUCUUGCAUAUUUGCAGAUUUUAUUACACUGAUUUUGUAGGAUAUCCAUACAUUUACAGCAAAUAAAAGCUUGCUAUUUCACUUCCGUGACUGAAAGAAAAAGGCUUUUAAAGGGUUAAAUCUAAAAAAAAAACAAUUUCAAUACAAAUAAAAUCAAUCUUAAACUGGUGGCCUUCUUCUUCUUUCAUUUUUCGGUUUACAAAUUCCACUUUCUAAAUCGAGAUAAGGCAUGAUGCCUACACAACUGGCUUUUAAAUGGGAUGAGAGCUGAGACUCUCAUUGGUUAAUUGCACGUUAUGCCCAAAACACAUCCAUUACGAGAAUAGGAACGACCCUUUUAGACCGUGCGCUUGGCGCAUAAACUAUUUUCCUGUCGUUAAAUUGACAAAAGUGGAAUCGGACAUGCCCAUUUAGACCUGCGUGCGUGCGCUUUAGACAGUGCGUUUAGAUUGUUAAAAUAGGGCCAUACGUCUGCGCGAUCUGUGGAGAGAGAUUCACUAAUGUAAGACCUCAUCAGAAGAAACAUACUGAAGAACAAACUGAUCUGUGAAAAAGACUUUGGGUUGAAAAUAACACAGCAUUUUUAAAGUGUAAAACUAAUAAAUAAAACAAAUGACUCUGCUGUACUUACAUUUACAAAUGUUG
Messenger RNA from Misgurnus anguillicaudatus (oriental weatherfish), 3997 nucleotides. The record is from RefSeq and is a predicted model, not a curated record. NCBI's taxonomy places the organism in Eukaryota, Metazoa, Chordata, Actinopteri, Cypriniformes, Cobitidae.